This is a messenger RNA of Emiliania huxleyi CCMP1516, 271 nucleotides long. RefSeq lists its product as hypothetical. The record is from RefSeq and is a predicted model, not a curated record. The annotation marks the transcript as partial. The transcript has 2 exons. NCBI's taxonomy places the organism in Eukaryota, Haptophyta, Isochrysidales, Noelaerhabdaceae.
UCAUAUGCCUACGGCGUCUGGGUUGGGGUGGCCGCCGCCGUCUGUGCCGCCGCCGCCGGCCCGCCGCCUGCGCCUGCGCCGCCAUCUGCGCUCCCCAGGCGGCCGCCGCUGCCGGGGCGUGAUCACGCCGUAGGAGGGGGGCAGCUGCAUAGCCGCCGACGUCAUCGGCGUCAGCGCCCCCGCCGCCGCCUGGCCAGCAGCAACGGGGUCUUCAUCAACGACCCCAAGGGCCUCUUUAUCCUCCGAGACUCAGUGCGGCAGACAAGAAGAU